UUCACGAGUCUGCUUGGCUACAGACUGUUGUGGAGUACAAGAGCAUCACCAACCUGACUGGCUGCGCCUCUACUUACCACAACGCAACGAACCCGAGGUGACCAAGUGGAAUGCCAUGGCAUUCCCUAACGGAUCCUACGACCCUAACAAGACCGUCUACUUUGGGCGUGGGUAUCUGCAGCUUACCUGGGCCUACAACUACGGCCCUGCCUCAUUGGACCUCCUCGGUAACCUGGAUCUGCUUAUUCACCCCGAGCGGGUUGCCAAUGAGCCAGACCUGAGCUGGGGAACCGCUUUCUGGUACUGGAAGGCAAAGCUCCACUCUGCUGCUGGCGUGACCAAGGGGCAAUUUGGCGCAUCAAUCAAUGCUAUCAAUGGUGAUCUUGAGUGCUCAAAGGUCAAUAACGAGAGUGCCAAAUCCCGUUUGGAAAUUUACAAGAAGCUUUUGGGCAAGUACGCUCCGACGAUUAAGGUUGACACUGCUGGGUGCAAAGGCCUGGAGCGACUCUAGCCUGCUGCAGAGCAACUCCUCAUAUUACUCCUCACGUCAAAUAGCAUAUUCAUAGGUACUUCAAAGUGCAGAAUUGUAAACACU
Messenger RNA from Linderina pennispora, 595 nucleotides. RefSeq names its product lysozyme-like protein. The transcript has a single exon. The coding region runs from base 116 to 511 and encodes 131 amino acids. The record is from RefSeq and is a predicted model, not a curated record. Gene Ontology annotation, molecular function: chitinase activity. NCBI's taxonomy places the organism in Eukaryota, Fungi, Kickxellomycota, Kickxellomycetes, Kickxellales, Kickxellaceae. Gene Ontology annotation, biological process: cell wall macromolecule catabolic process; chitin catabolic process.